Messenger RNA from Anguilla rostrata (American eel), 7685 nucleotides. Its product is annotated as potassium voltage-gated channel subfamily A member 2-like. Lineage: Eukaryota; Metazoa; Chordata; Actinopteri; Anguilliformes; Anguillidae. Gene Ontology annotation, molecular function: protein binding; delayed rectifier potassium channel activity. The coding region runs from base 1718 to 3205 and encodes 495 amino acids. Gene Ontology annotation, biological process: potassium ion transmembrane transport; protein homooligomerization. Gene Ontology annotation, cellular component: juxtaparanode region of axon; dendrite; axon terminus. The transcript is spliced from 3 exons. The record is from RefSeq and is a predicted model, not a curated record.
UUGGCUUGUCAUCAAUUGCUUUGUCUUUGAAUUCUUCAUUAUCAACCACGUGGUUAGUUUUAGUGGUCUGGUGUACUCACGUUCACCUGUUAGGACUCGGAGCCCAGCUUGAACUGCUAUUGCGCAAUAUAGCCCAAUAAGCAAUGUAAAUUAGACGUUUAUUCUUCAUUGCAUGCAUAGCUAUUGCUGACAACGAGGAUGAAGAUGAUGUAUAGCUCAUCAAAACACGAAAAGCUCCUAUUUAAAAAAAUGUACAGCAUGUCAAAAUUCUGAGAUUGCAACUGUAACGAAAACCAGCAUACGGAGGCCACCAGCUCCGUCAAAAAGGCUAAACUUCACAAUAUUUUCACUAAGGUUUUGCAGUGCGGAUUUUAUUUUUACAUACUGCUGUAAAACGUGUGGUAACAGUUGCCUUUUAUUACCAUGGGAAUAAAAAUCCCAACCCACCGACAGUCGCAUGGACGAGGCACGUCCCCUUUAAAUUUCCCACGCGCUGCAGAAAGGUAAGGAGUGGUACUCCGUGGUGGCACGGGGACGCGCGCGUUCGCUUGCCCGCUCAGUCUCCGUGGUCUCUUUGUAUGCACAACAAUGUCCGACUGCAGACUUGCCUCUAAGCAGUAAAAAAAAAAAAAAAAAAAACGGACUUGUGGCAAUUGCGAAUUAAAUCACAGAUACAAUUACAAACCAAAUACGGCGCCGUUCCUCUAAUUAACGAUUGGAAUGCAAGAAUUGAGACGGCGAUUGAAACUGAGGAUCCAUCAAUGUGUUCCGUCAAACACGGGUGAUUUUUUUUAUUUUUUAUUUUUUACAUGCAUGCCAUUUAAAUGCAAUGCCUGGUAAUUGCGAGAAUUCGAAUGUCUAGUGCUUGUUCAAAUUGCAUGGAGUUAACCACACACGUCGAACGACCAGUUUGACAGCGCAGACAGCCACGGCUUGAGCAUGUCACGGCGGCCAGUCACCUCCCUGCGCGUUUUACCCGGGUCCUCUAACAUCACUCAAAAAAGCAAUAAAACAAAAUUUAAUGUAUAGCACGACAAAUCAAGACAUGCAUAAUGCCGGGAUGGUUUGUUUGCGGAUGCAUGAACGUGGAUGCACAAAUGAGUCCACCUGUCACACAGAAGAAUAUUGGGAGACGCUAAGGACACUGGGGACGUCCAAUUUUGCUGAGGGUAGCAUCUCUGGAUUUUAGAGGGAGCUUUGGGGUUGAAGAAAAACACUGUCCCCGCCGCCAGCAUCACCUUCUUCAAUACCCCCCCGCCCCCCCCCCUCCCCCCAGCUGUUUCUCUUCUGAUUCCAAACGGCAACCUAUUGAUGAGGGAGAGAGGCAAGCCGUGCGGAAGCGGCUCAGCCACAUCGGUCACCCCCCUUAACACGGCGCUACGGGGGAGCUAACGGUGGCUGCAUACAGAAGAAGUGACACCUGAAUGAAUUUCAGGACGCGGACGUAGGGGGGGCGUGGGAUCUGAGACCCCGGAGUAUCAUCCGCGGCACUGCCGGCUGCCCGAAACCACGUUAACGGCGGCAUCCGCCACCCACACCCUUGUUUUUAGGUAAAGGAGGCGACGCUCCAUUUGCAGAUUGAUUUAUGCAGAAUCCAGCAGCCUUGAGUUCUCUAUGGUGUUGAGAAUCUUCCCUGCCUAAGUCUCCAACAGCACCAGGCUUCACUGGAAGGUGCAGGCCGCGCCCCCUGACCCCAUCCAGCCCCCCCCUGUUCAGAAUGACUGUAGCCACCGCGGAUCCAUCCGACGAGGCGGCGGCACAACCUGGCAACCCUCACGAUGCCUACAACCCGGAGGUUGACCACGAGUGCUGCGAGAGGGUGGUCAUCAACAUUUCGGGCCUGCGCUUCGAGACGCAGCUCAAGACCCUGUCCCAGUUCCCCGAGACCCUGCUGGGGGACCCCAAAAAGCGCAUGCGCUACUUUGACCCGCUGAGGAACGAGUACUUCUUUGACAGGAACCGCCCCAGCUUCGACGCCAUCCUCUACUACUACCAGUCAGGCGGGAGGCUGCGGCGGCCGGUCAACGUGACCUUGGACAUUUUCUCGGAGGAGAUACGGUUCUACGAGCUGGGGGAAGAGGCUAUCGAGAUCUUUCGGGAGGACGAGGGCUUUAUAAAGGAAGAGGAAAGGCCUCUGCCAGACAAUGAGUUCCAGAGACAGGUGUGGUUGCUCUUUGAGUACCCCGAGAGCUCAGGACCCGCCAGGAUUAUUGCCAUCAUAUCUGUGAUGGUCAUCCUCAUCUCCAUCGUAAGCUUCUGCCUGGAGACCCUGCCCAUGUUUCGUAAUGACGAAGAGGAGAUGCACAAGGUCCACCAGCCUUUCUCCAACACCACCUCCAGCUACCAGUCCACCUACUUCACCGACCCCUUCUUCAUCCUGGAGACCCUCUGCAUCAUCUGGUUCUCCUUUGAGUUCCUGGUGCGCUUUUUCGCCUGCCCCAGCAAAGCGGGCUUCUUCGUCAACAUCAUGAACAUCAUUGACAUUGUGGCCAUCAUCCCGUACUUCAUCACCCUGGGCACCGAGCUGGCCGAGAAACCAGAAGAUGGUCAACAGGGACAGCAGGCCAUGUCCCUGGCCAUCCUCAGAGUAAUCCGGCUGGUGCGCGUAUUCCGGAUCUUCAAGCUCUCCCGGCACUCCAAGGGGCUCCAGAUCCUGGGCCAGACCCUGAAGGCCAGCAUGCGCGAGCUGGGCCUGCUUAUCUUCUUUCUCUUCAUUGGAGUCAUCCUCUUCUCCAGCGCCGUGUACUUCGCCGAAGCAGAUGAGCCGGAGUCCCAGUUCUUGAGCAUCCCCGAAGCCUUUUGGUGGGCCGUGGUCUCCAUGACAACAGUUGGCUACGGCGACAUGGUCCCCACCACUAUUGGCGGAAAGAUUGUGGGGUCGCUCUGCGCCAUCGCCGGCGUGCUGACCAUCGCCCUGCCCGUACCCGUCAUAGUCUCCAACUUCAACUACUUCUACCACCGAGAGACGGAGGGAGAGGAGCAAGCCCAGUAUCUUCAGGUCACCAGCGUCCCUAAGGGGGACUCAAACGAGGAUCUGAAGAAGAGCCGCAGCGGUUCUACUCUCAGCAAGUCGGACUACAUGGAGAUCCAAGAAGGGGUGAACAACAGCAUUGAGGACUUCCGGGAGGAGAACCUCAAGACAGCCAACUGCACACUGGCUAACACCAACUAUGUCAACAUCACAAAGAUGCUCACGGAUGUAUAACCUCUUGGGAUACUCAUGGAUGGGGGUAGUGGGUGGGGACUGGGACAUUAGUGAGCUGGUGUCAGAGGUAAGGGUUUACUCUCCCAUUUGGACAGGUUUGGAAACCAAGUUGGUAGAACCAGGAAAAGACCCUGUGCCCUCUAAACCCCCCCCCCCCCAUUCCCAACCCAAACCCCAAUCUCUCCCCCACCUGUGCUCUCUAUCCUUACGGAUCCAAUUCCACAUUCCUUUUUGGUGUCUGCAUGGAGAUAGUCUUGUCUGUGUGACUGUUCAAUAGUCAAUGUCCUGAUUGUGACCGUAGCCAAAGCAGUUAACAACUAUAAAGGGAAAACAUACAUGAACUGCAUGAAGGGGUUCUCACUCCAGCUUAAGAUCCCACCUCUCCUCUCCUCCACUAUGCGCCCCCCCCCAAAGCCCACCCCCGACGCCCCCCGCCCUGCCUGCAUGUCUCCUUGCGCCCAGUUGUAGACACACCCCAUUUCCCUGUAAUUUCAAAGGCCAUGCCAUGCUUCAGUUUUCGCCUUCUUUCUUUAGGAUGGCGACAAAAGCUCAGUCUUUACACGUUCAGAGUCAGAGGAGAAUCUGGCAUCUCCUGAUAAGCGUAAUAAACACUGAGCCCACCAAAGCUGCCGUAUCAAAAAUAUGAAGAAUGUCAGUUAAUUAUGUACAUGGACGCCAUGUACUAUCGUACGUGAAUGAGACCUGCGUAUUACUGCCCCAACCACAAUCCUGAAUUUUUGUUGCUGUCAGAAGAGCCCUGUAUGUAUUUACAGUGCAAACCCUUUUUGCCCACGCAAGACCAGCUGCAGAGCUUUGAAAUCAGUGAAUAUCUAUUUAAUUUAUUAUUUAUUUUAUUUAUAUUUAAUUUUAAUUAGUGGGGCUCAGAAAUGCGAGCCAGUUGGGACGUAAUCCUUCCUCCUCCUCUCUCUUUGUCUGCGUGAAAGAGGGGGGAGGGAGGUGUUUCACAACCACGCAGAACUUAUUACAUGCUGCUUACCUUCCAUUUGCCCCCCCCUCAAAAAAAAAAGAAAACCCAUGCCCAAAUUCCACCCCUCCCCUUAUCAAGUAGUCUUCCUGCCUCCUGCUUGUUGGUAACUCAUUAAUAUGAGUUCUGUUGUGGUAAUGCAGCUGGUUCUUAGCUCUAGAUACCAGGGGCAGGAAUUGUGUGGACACGUUAUUCAAACCUUGCUUUGACCUUGAAUCAGAUAGCCACCUGACUUCUCGGGCUCAGCCAACACAUGCAACCGAACCCCCUCAAGAGCACUGCUUCUUAAACUUGUUAAUAUCGGGACCCAAAUUAGAAAUACUUUUCAAAGUCGGGACCCAAAAUAGAAGAUUAGUACCUUAAGGGACCCGUCAAAUACACUAGUAUAGCUAUAGCGCUAGUAUAGUAUAGCCUAGUGGACUACAGGCUCAUUCCAGGACCCCCCGUCCCCAUACACUGCCACCACCCAUUUUGGGUCCCGACCCAUAGUUUAAGAAACACUGACUCGAGAGAGUCAUUUCUAUUUAUAUCCAUCCGAUGCUAAAUUACUGUUCUUAAAUUUUGUUUCAUCUUCAUGUGCAGUACAUACUUCAGUGAAACCUGAAAUAUCGAUUGCCCUGAAACUCCAUUUUCAACUAGUAGGAGCUAUUCUACCUAUCUAUUGCUGCAUGGCCUAAAACAAUCCUUGUAGCAUGCAAUUCAGUAUGACAACAGUUAAAAACAAAACUAAUAAUAAUUAUGAAUACUAUACCUUUUUUAGUCAAACAUGCAUUGAAAUAAUGUGUUUUUAUAUUAUGUUACUAAGUGUGCUAAAAGUUUUGCUACUUUAUCAUAAUUUUGAACACUAAUACUGUAGGCCGAUUUUGGGUAAUGUCCAUGAGAAGGUUGCUCAUUUUCCUUGGUUUGGGGAGGAGGACAGAGUGCCAAAAGAACCUGACACUAACUGCCCAGGAACAAAAUGUAUGAGGAGUGGAGUUAUUGUAGGGUUGCCCCAAGAACAGUCCAUUUUGACCAAGAUUUUGCCUCCUGUGUAAAUAAUAAUCUCUGUCCCAAGAUGCCGCUCAAAUCCGAUAACAAAAACACAUUUUCCAAGAGGUCAGCACCCAAGUGCUGAAUUUUGGGGAAAGUUACCUUCUGCCCGAAUGUACUGCACUGUUGCUGCUUGUUUUAGCUGGAGGCAGCAUCAUUAUCACAGGGGCUCAGAGUGUUAGAGUUUAUGCCCGCACGACCUUAAGGGCAGUGAUCUGCAAGCUCAGCGGUGCGUUGCGUUGAGUCUGGGCUCAGCAUUAGUCCUCUGCCAAAAAAGCCCACUUGCCUCUCCGGUUCAGGAUUAGGUUAGGUUAGCUUAGCGUAGCCCGGUCACAUGUCACAAGAGUUUGUGGGCCGGAAAAUGACAACCUUCUGGUGUGGCUGAAGCUGUUCUUUCCUCGGUAUCUCUGUGGGGUCACAGAUCUUGCUCAUGCGUACGGGGGGACUCUGUUACUGAGCGGAAGUCUGAGCUGGUGCUGAGGAGGAGUAGAGCAUGACCUGAGGCUCCACGGAGAAAUUUAUCUGCUCUCUAUUCUUCAGCCGUGUGUAUGUGUGUGUGUGCAUGCGUAUGUGUGUGUGUGUGUGUGUGUGUGCGUCCGGACCGGCAGCAAUAUCCAUCAUAUCCUCCGAAGGAGACCGCAAGGUCCAAUUUGAAACCUGACACUGCAGAUCAGACACAGACUUCCGGUGUUCUCUGUCGAAAAGGCAGCUCCCUCCAAAGUGAGCUCCCUCUGAGGGUAGCAUCCUAUCGGAAACUGAGCCUCAACGGGCCACAAAUCUGGAACGCACUUUGAAGGCAGGAUAGCGUCACAGAAAAUUAACGCAAUUACUAGCAGGUUAAGCUGGCUACUUCAUGGAACGCUUCCCAAGGCUUAAACGCAUUACAUACACAUUACUGCAGUGUAUUAAAUAAUUUAAAUGUAUAUUUUAGAUACAACUACAACAAAUUGGAGUUCACCGUGUACUCACACUUGUAAACAAGCGCCUGCGCUGCUGCUUUCCUGUUUUCAGCCGCCAUUGUUUCAACAGAAGCACAAAGACCUAUGGGAUAGCCUAUCAGAUGAAGCGUACAUCGAUGCUGCCUUCGAGUUUAACUGAAAUAAUGCCCCGUAGGACUAUUAUUUGACAAUUUCGGUUAGGGACAUGCCUACAAAGGACAAGUGUGCAAAAUAGUCAAAAAUACUGCCUUCAAAUGUUGCCUUCCGACGCAGCUGACCUCUCUGCCUUCUGCUGAGCUACAGCCGUGGACCAACUGAAAAGUUUCAGCUCUGAAAACAAAAUCAGGAUUAAGUGAGUGAGGUUCUGUUGAAAGGCUACAUGGGCUGGCCUGGCCUGCCUGAAUUCACACUGCCAGGGUCUGAGCAGAGGACUGAGAGCCCACUCUGUGUAGCCAUUCUCCCCAUAGACCACAUCACAUAACAAACAGGCACUGAAGCCUAGUUAGCGAGCUGCUCCCAUAAAAGCAGUUGUAAGCAGGAAAGGCAAGCGAUAAGUAUUACAGCACAUUGAACGUGCCACGGUCACGGUGAGAACUUUCGGCCAUUCUGUAAUCAGUGAAGUGGGGCAGAAUGCGUGUGCCCGUUCUCACUCAGAGAGGGACGCGGGGAGACGGGAUGCAGGCGUGUGCCUGUGUUUGUUUUGUUUUUUUGAGUGUUCGGUAUGCAGAGGAGAUAUCGAUCUCUCAGCGGCCCAGGGUCUCAGUUAUGGUCAGUGUCUCCCGGGCUGCCGGGCGAGGGGGGGGGGGGUAGUGGGGUAGUGGGGGCUGUAAAUGAUUCUGGGGCAGAGGGGGCUGGAGCAGGCUAGCCAUUUAUUUCCAGGAGACGGUAUUGAUUUGUGAGCCGCUCCGGACAACUGCCCCCACUUCCCCCCCCCCCCCCCCAUCCAUUACAGACAGGUCCCUGGAGUGACCCUCCCAAAAAGACAUGGCCAUCCUGUGGUUGGGGGGGGUGGGGCGAGAGGUUCUGUCGCAAAAACAGAGCCCUGCAACUUGGUGUGUCUGUGCGCGUGUGUGCGUGUGUGUGAAUGAGGGGGUGCGAAUGUGUGCGUUAGUGGCAUUUUUGUGGUGUAACUCAGCUGUUUAGUCCAUGUAAUCAUGUGUGUUGCAUCUGUUCAACAAGAAGGCCUGGAUUCCGGAAUCUUCUGUGUAAAUGCUGAUUUAUUUAUUAUAAUUUUUUAAUCCAAGAAGAAAACUUAGGGGGAACAAAACAUAGUUAUACAAAGACGGGGGGGAUUCUAUGCUGUAUAACUAUGACGUCUGGAUAUCAACUUUAUGUGAUGCACUUUACAAGGACCACAAAAGGACAAACUGAAAGACAAUCUAUUUUAAAAAAAAAAAAAAAGACUGCAAACAGAAUGUGCAUAGCUAAUCCUUCCAAAUGAUCAUAACCAUCGUAAGUCAUAUCAAAUGAUAAUAACAAUAAUAACCUCAACAAACUGUGUUGUGUUUCUUUCUGAGUUAAAUCUUUG